This is a messenger RNA of Venustampulla echinocandica, 951 nucleotides long. RefSeq lists its product as uncharacterized. The record is from RefSeq and is a predicted model, not a curated record. Lineage: Eukaryota; Fungi; Ascomycota; Leotiomycetes; Helotiales; Pleuroascaceae. The transcript has a single exon. The coding region runs from base 1 to 951 and encodes 316 amino acids.
AUGGGCGGAGUCGGGGUUAGCAAACCGGAGGUGGAGGCCAAUUUUCCUGAACAGAAUCCUCCUGACCAAAAACCCCCUGACCAGAGUCCUCCUGAACAGAAUGAACAACUCCCGACAGAUGGUGAUGAUGACCCGACAAGGAUUCGCCGCGACCUCCCACGGGAGAUCUUCACCGCGGCAUGGAAGUUGGCUGAAGGAGCCGAAGGACCCAACCUGCCGCACCAUAACACGGUUUUUCGGGAGGUGCUCGUAUACUAUAUCCACAAAAAGAACUACAAAAAAGGCAUCUUCAAAAAUAUGGUUAGCAGUGACGCGAAGAAGGUGGACCUCUUCAAAGUUCUCCCAAUAUUGAUUGAGUCACCCGAAACUUCGAUGAAAGAAAAGCUCUCAUUCAUACAAUGCCUCAGAUGGAGCUUCGUACACGCUGAGAAAUUAUUCGUGCCAGACAUGGCUGAUGUCUGGGCUCCUAUAGACGACCUCAUUGAUUUGAUGGAAGACGAUAUUUUGGCACAAACCUCUGAAGGCAGGACACAACGCACCAUCCGUACUAAUAGCAUGCUGACAGAGAAAGCAGAAGAGACUCCAGCUGAACCGAAAUGCAAAGGUACGCCAUGGUCUGAAAUAUUGGCGGGGAUAUACCUCUCAGCACGAAAUGAUCCAGCCCGUGACUACAACCCGCCUCCAAUGGUUCAAAUAAUUGGUCAAGACGACGCGGUCAGGGCAACCAUCGUGUUCAGAACGGACGGGUCUGCAGAAUUUACGAAAGGGGGGACCCAUGGACUUCCGCCAGGUGCCCCUGAAAGUUAUAUUGAAAAGUGGCGGACUGAGAAGCUGAAAUUUGGGAGGAUGCAAAUGGACGGAACGUGGGGUGAGUGGGGAAGUUUUCCUGAGAUUGAUUGUAGCCGGGAGCGUCGUCCAAAGACAAAGGACCUAGGCGAUGAAGUUUCCUGA